UUUAUAGCAGUCCGCGCCUCCCCACCCCCUCCCAGACCAGCAGAGGCAGCAGCAGAAGCCGCAGCUCCCGCCAGCCCCUCCCGCCGUCGCCACUCCUCGCCUGCCCGGCUCUCUCCUUCCCUCCCUCCCCGGGGCAUCUCGCCUCCGGAUCGCUCCUUCCUCCCCAUUCCUCCCUUGUUUUUCCUCCCCCUCUCUUCCCUUCCCCGUUCUCUGUCCCGCACAGCCCGCUCCCGGCGGACACAUCUCGUCCUGUGUAACUUGGAAGUCUUGUCGUCUCAUCAUGGACACCAGUGUAAUUGAAGGAGGCCUGAAUGUCACCCUCACAAUCAGACUCUUGAUGCAUGGCAAGGCACUUGGCAGCAUCAUCGGGAAAAAAGGAGAAUCUGUUAAAAAGAUGCGUGAAGAGAGUGGGGCCCGGAUAAACAUCUCAGAAGGAAACUGUCCAGAAAGAAUAAUCACUCUAGCAGGCCCAACAAAUGCGAUCUUCAAAGCCUUCUCGAUGAUUAUUGAUAAACUGGAAGAGGAUAUCAGCAGCUCGAUGACUAACAGUACUGCAUCCAGUAAACCACCAGUGACACUGCGCCUGGUGGUACCUGCAAGCCAGUGUGGUUCUCUGAUCGGUAAAGGAGGAUGUAAGAUUAAAGAAAUCAGGGAGAGUACAGGGGCGCAGGUGCAGGUGGCGGGUGACAUGCUUCCCAACUCGACAGAGCGGGCGAUAACUAUUGCUGGUAUUCCCCAGUCAAUAAUUGAAUGCGUCAAGCAGAUUUGCGUCGUUAUGCUGGAGUCUCCUCCGAAGGGAGUCACAAUACCAUACCGGCCCAAACCCUCCAGUUCACCUGUCAUCUUUGCAGGUGGUCAGGUGUCGCGCCAGGCCGGAGGGCACGCAUGUGAGACUGACCUGUGGGAGGGGCGGAGGUCCCACACAGGGGGAGUCUCCCUAGAUGCUGUGGAUCUCCAUGGGGCCUACACCAUUCAAGGACAGUAUGCCAUACCCCAGCCUGAUCUGACCAAGUUACACCAACUGGCAAUGCAGCAAUCUCACUUCCCCAUGUCCCAUAGUGGCAAUACCGGAUUCAGUGGCGGUAUUGAUGCUUCAGCACAGACCACUUCCCAUGAACUUUCCAUUCCAAAUGAUCUGAUUGGUUGCAUCAUUGGACGUCAAGGAGCUAAAAUUAACGAGAUUCGCCAGAUGUCAGGGGCUCAGAUAAAGAUCGCAAACCCUGUUGAAGGUUCUAACGACCGCCAGGUUACCAUAACUGGAUCAACGGCCAGCAUCAGUUUGGCCCAAUACCUAAUCAAUGUCAGUCUAGAAAGUGCUAAACCCUCCUCCUCCCAGAGCGUCACGACCCCUGACCUUCUCAGCAUCUCUCAACCCUCCACCCCUUCCUCCUCCAACGCUGCCCCCUCUCUGGUGAUUGCUGCCACGGUCGAGUGUUGCGAACCUUCCUCAGCCUCCACCUCCUCUUCCUCUUCCUCGGAAGCACCUUCCAGCCUCCCUAAUCCCUCGACUGCCCCUUGUGUCUCCAAUCUGCUUGACAUGAAACCUGUCCCGCUCCUGGCUCUAAAUGUCGUGUCCACUGCAUCCUCUACCUCAUCCUCUGCUGCAUCUGCCGCCCAGCAAUAUUCUAAAGUGAAAUCGGACAAGCAGCGCUUCUCUCCAUAUUGAGUAGCCUGUGGUUUUAGUUGUCCUAGAUAUUGGACAGCUACGCCUCACUUUUAUUUGAAUGAAUUUGCCAAUGUGUUUGCUCUUGUUACAAUUGCUGUAAAUCCCCACUACGCUAUAGAUAAUAAAGCUUUGCCUAUAUAGCCUACAGUGGGAAAGGUUUGGGUUCUCUUGAGCGAAUGUGGAAAGGUAGUUCCCUGCCUUUUUUAUUGUGCAUCUGUAAAUUUACCAGUAGUGUUGGCUCUCAUCGCUUUGAUCAGCGUUCACUGUGAGCAUUAUUUCAAUAAAACAGCCAUUGAUUUGAUGACAACUAAA
Pseudophryne corroboree (corroboree frog) is the source of this 1978-nucleotide messenger RNA. It is a transcript of the gene PCBP2, whose product is annotated as poly(rC) binding protein 2. The transcript has 13 exons. Bases 281 to 1666 code for a protein of 461 amino acids. Gene Ontology annotation, molecular function: single-stranded DNA binding; mRNA binding. The record is from RefSeq and is a predicted model, not a curated record. Lineage: Eukaryota; Metazoa; Chordata; Amphibia; Anura; Myobatrachidae. Gene Ontology annotation, biological process: regulation of RNA metabolic process; regulation of gene expression. Gene Ontology annotation, cellular component: nucleus; cytoplasm; nucleoplasm.